AUGUCCAGUUGCACAGGUGGCACACUCUGCUUCGCCGCGCACCCAGCCGACACCCUCCUCUACCAGAACCCGGAUCUCUUCCACGACCUGUACGUCUACAAAUGCGUCAUCACCGUCCUCUUCACGUCUGGCGACCGCGGCCUUGGGGCCAACCAAUCUCACUCUCUGGAACAAGGCGUUGAAGCCGCGUACUCGUGGAUGACCGGUGCAGAGAUGGGGAACCAGACAUGGUUGGCGAACACAGUCCGAGUCGGCGACGCGGAUGUGCGGGUGAGCAAGCAUCACGAGGCAGACAAUAUGCAGAUUGUUUAUCUGCGCCUGCCGGAUGGUGGGCCCGCUGGCUCCGGGUAUGGUGUGCAUGAGGGCGAGUCACUGAGGAAGUUGUACGAGGGCGAUAUCAAGAGGAUCACGACUACGGACGGGAACACGACGUACACGCUCGAUUCACUCAAGGAUCUGCUCGCGGGGAUAUUGAGGGAGAGUGGUGCCACCGAGGUUCGUGUGCUGGACGAUAAGACUGGGGUGCCGGAUGAGGAGGAUAGGAGGGAUGACCAUGCGGAUCAUGCUGUGAGUGCUAGGCUGAUGGUGGACGUCAUGAAGCGGGAGAACAGCAGCGCGAAGCUUCGAGGGUACGCGGGCGGCUUUGCACGCAAGUUCGAUCCGAACCUCAAUGAGACGAGUCUCGAUUUCAAGAGGAAGGUCGCUGCGUUUCUGAAGUACGCCGAGUACGAUCCACACGUGUGCAAGACCUACACAGAGUGCCUGGACAAUCUCGAAGACGAUGCACAGGACAAGCUGUUCCCAGAUCAUGAUGUUCUGUACGUUGCUGAGGCGUUGCAGCGGGAGUACUACGUCUCCUGACCGUCACAUUCACAUGCUUUGGCAAAGAAAAGUAUGCAGUAGUUGAAAUGUUGAUGCGGCAGAAAGGGCUGUCAGCAAACGCAGGUGCCAG
This is a messenger RNA of Macroventuria anomochaeta, 952 nucleotides long. RefSeq lists its product as uncharacterized. The transcript is spliced from 4 exons. Lineage: Eukaryota; Fungi; Ascomycota; Dothideomycetes; Pleosporales; Didymellaceae. The coding region runs from base 1 to 861 and encodes 286 amino acids. The record is from RefSeq and is a predicted model, not a curated record.